AUCCGUUCUGCACCUCGCUGUGUUCAGGACUAACAUCAUGGGGAGACUAGAUGCGCUUCGGCAGCUUCAUGUGAUCAAAUGGCUCAGAGAGGAGAGACAGUCGAGGAAGCUGAGUCUCUUCAUUGUUUUCGUGGCUCUGCUCCUGGAUAACAUGCUGCUGACUGUGGUCGUUCCCAUCAUUCCCAGCUACCUGUACAACCUGGAUGAGUCAACAGAUGUGACGUUGAAGAACAACACCCUGUCCCAGCAGGGUCCUCCAGCAGCCUUCCACAGCAUUGUGUCCUUAUACGACAACACCGUAAGGUCUUCAGGCUCCAACACCACAGCUAAGGCUACUGACCUGGUCCCCACAACUCCUGUUGCUACAAAACUGCCACAAAACUCCUCAGAGUGCCCCCAGUCUACCAGCAAGCUGCUCGAUGAGAAUGUCAAAGUGGGAAUGCUUUUCGCCUCCAAGGCCACCGUACAACUGAUCACCAAUCCCUUCAUAGGGCCACUCACGAACAGAAUAGGAUAUCAACUUCCCAUAUUUGCUGGCUUCUGUAUCAUGUUCGUUUCUACUAUCAUGUUCGCCUUCUCAUCGAGCUACACUCUGCUGUUUCUGGCCAGAUCCAUGCAAGGUGUGGGCUCCUCCUGCUCAUCUGUGGCUGGGAUGGGAAUGCUUGCGAGUGUGUACACAGAUGAUGAGGAGAGAGGCCAUGCCAUCGGUAUCGCCCUGGGAGGUCUGGCAUUGGGAGUGUUAGUUGGACCCCCGUUCGGCAGUGUGAUGUACGAGUUUGUUGGGAAGACCGCUCCUUUCCUUAUUCUGGCAUUCCUGGCUUUGUUUGAUGGAGCUCUGCAGCUCAUUGUUCUUCAGCCCACCAAGGUGGAACCAGAGAGUCAGAAGGGGACCCCGCUGUUGACACUAAUGAAGGAUCCAUAUAUUCUUAUCGCAGCCGGUGCCAUUUGUUUCGGAAAUAUGGCCAUUGCCAUGCUGGAGCCAACGAUGCCAAUCUGGAUGAUGGAGACCAUGUGUGCCAGGAAAUGGCAGCUAGGCGUCGCUUUCUUACCAGCGUCCAUCUCCUACCUUAUUGGAACCUACAUCUUCGGCACAUUGGCGCACAAGAUGGGGAGGUGGCUUUGUGCUCUCAUUGGAAUAACCGUGGUUGGAAUCAGUGUUAUAUGUGUUCCACUUGCUAAAGACAUCUACGGUCUGAUUGUUCCAAACUUUGGUGUUGGUUUUGCUAUUGGCAUGGUGGACUCCUCUAUGAUGCCUAUCAUGGGUUACCUGGUGGACCUGCGACAUGUGUCUGUUUAUGGAAGUGUGUAUGCCAUAGCUGAUGUGGCUUUCUGCAUGGGAUUUGCUUUAGGUCCAUCUAUCGGAGGAGCCAUAGCUGAGAGUAUUGGCUUCCCCUGGCUAAUGACCAUCAUUGGAAUAGUGGAUAUUAGCUUUGCUCCUCUCUGCAUCUUCCUCAGGAAUCCACCGGGACAAGAAGAGAAAAUUGCUAUUUUGAUGGACACCAACUGUUCAAUGAAGACAAGGUCCUACUCCACACAGGGGACGUACUACCAGGGUGAGAACAUGGAUCCAGAAUAUGACGAUUAUGAUUAACAGGACACCAGCCACGCAGGUUUACCCUUCAGAGGAUCUAUUUUGUUGUACAAAAAAGGAACACUGAAGAAAAAAACUGUAAUUUAACAAAACAGCCAUGAUAUUUCCAUGUGAAUGUCCUGCGUGUAGUCUUCACUGUUCUUUGUCCUCUUAGAAGUUUUACUGGAACAAACCAAAGUUGUUCUUGAUCUGUUGUUGCAAGCGCAUUGUGUGAAAGAUAUUUUUUUAGCCCACAGCCUUAUUCAGUAGAGAGAUGUGUCAAAAAGCACUUUUUAGGUGUUAGAAGGGUGCUGAGCAACAAGUUCGCUUUGCUG
Messenger RNA from Anoplopoma fimbria (sablefish), 1905 nucleotides. RefSeq names its product solute carrier family 18 member 2 (gene slc18a2). The coding region runs from base 38 to 1591 and encodes 517 amino acids. The record is from RefSeq and is a predicted model, not a curated record. Gene Ontology annotation, cellular component: terminal bouton; synaptic vesicle membrane. The transcript is spliced from 15 exons. Gene Ontology annotation, biological process: xenobiotic transport; aminergic neurotransmitter loading into synaptic vesicle; transmembrane transport. Lineage: Eukaryota; Metazoa; Chordata; Actinopteri; Perciformes; Anoplopomatidae. Gene Ontology annotation, molecular function: serotonin:sodium:chloride symporter activity; xenobiotic transmembrane transporter activity.